Molecule: messenger RNA, 3756 nt
Organism: Phlebotomus argentipes
Lineage: Eukaryota; Metazoa; Arthropoda; Insecta; Diptera; Psychodidae
Exons: 3
Coding region: 744-2771 (675 amino acids)
Source: RefSeq, a predicted model, not a curated record
GACCUCAAAUGCGAUUAUCAGAAGUAUAAAUUGCGCUACAAUUGCAAAUAAGUAGAAGCUUUAGUCUGAUUUAAACCGCUGUAGAGUCCACACUUUAUAAAUGUAUUAAAUACCCUGUAUUUAAUGGAUUUAUGGAAAUAACUGUGGUCGAAGAAAAAAAAUGUAAUGGAAUCUCCAGAUUAGAUGUUGUGCAAUUGAAGGGGAUAAAGAGAGGAAAGAAGAUCGCCUUUAUAAGUGAGGAAAUCAAUCUCAAAUCUCCAGUUGUAACUGCGGAGCUCUCGUGUGAAUAUAGAUUAUCCCCAAGCCAAAGUCAAUUGCAAUUGAAUGUGAAAUAAAUGCAAUAUUUUGUGCGAAUCCGGAUCCAUUUAAAUCUUAGUGCAAAUAUGCUUGUUUAUGGAUAUCAGUGAGCUUAAAAGAGAGUGUUUCUUUCUGUGUGAGCACAAUACAAGACGUAAUUUUGUAUAAGGAAGACUUCCAAAAGAAUUAUAUGCACUUUGUGUUUAUGUCGAUAUGCAAAGAGAGUUGAACUCAUAAUAAUAGGUCAAUUAAUCUUUGCAUAACGAUUAAAUUAAAAAUGUUGAGGCGUCUCAAUGUCUGACGAAGUCUAUGAUUUCGACAUUAAAUAGCCUUGCUUUGCAAUAAUUUGCCUGUAUUUUAUAAAACUAUCUUAGGAAAAGACAUUUUCGAAGCAGAAUUUCAACUUUUACAUAAACUUUCAAUCCGUCUUAAUUUAACAUUUCACAAUGGAUUUUGCUUAUCAUAGUCAGAAGAGAGUUUUUCCUUUAUCGUCGCCUUCUUUUUUUACUAGCUUUUCGGCCUUAUUGUGGACGAUGAAACUAAUCACAUUGUUAUUAGUUGCUCAAGCGGCGGCUGUUGAUGCAUCAGAAGUUAGUAGCACUGGAAAAGACUUAAAACCAGAAGGAAAUUCGACGGAAAGAAUCAAUCAUAAUCCAACAAUUACUGAUAUUUCUGAAGCUAAUCAGCGUGUGAGAAUUAGUGAAGAAGAUCGUCAAGAAAUACUUAGCAAAUUCGAUAAAAUUAGCUCUGAUCUUGAAGAUCUUUCAACAAAAUUUAGCUCAAAUAUUGAUGGGCAUUCAGACGGAAAAUCUAAUCGCGCAAUUCGAUCUCUUCCUUUGGAUGAAUCUUCUAUUUGUGAAGUGGAACAAACUACGCUGAUUAACUUCAGAAAUGAACUGCAAGUCACAUUAAAUCGUGUUGAUCACACAGUUAAUGAUGAUAUUAAUUGUCCUCUAAAUUUUGACUCAGACAAUUGUGAAGAGUUAAUAAAAUUAGUGCUUUGCGCUCACAAUCAUUUGAAGAAUGGUUUCAUAAAAGCUACUGCAAAUAACGCUAUGAUCGGUGAUAUGACUAUUUUGAUUAAUGCGUUGUCAGAACUUGAGGAAAUAUCGACGAAAAAAUUUGAUAACCUCAAAAGAUCUCUUUCUCAAAAAUAUGAGUACCAAUUAGGCAAUCUUAAAACGGACAUGCAAAACAUGCAAAAAGCGUUGAACAAAGUAGUUGAUGGCCUUAAAGAAAAAACAAUAAAGUCUUGUAUUUCUGAAAUAACUAGUGGUAGAAUUGAGAGUGCUUUAAAAGAUUUUCGAGAUUUACUUGCCUUAGAGAAUAAUAAUGAAUGUUUAGCGAGAAUCAUAAAAGAAGCUUACAAAUAUAAGAAUCCAGGUUAUGUUGACAAUGUUGUGAAGUUUGUGUACGAUCUUCCUUACAUUUCAAAGGAAAUGCUAGGCUAUAAAAUAAUAUACGAAUUAAUGAGAGACGAUGAAGAGUUGUAUAAUCGCGAUGUAACAAUACUGGAUUAUUAUAUUAAAGAUGCCAUGGAAAAAUAUGCAGAUCGUCCUGAACAUACUGCAACACUUCAGGAUUUAAAAAACAAUCUAGCAAAACCUGUUGAACAAAUCAUUGAAGGAUGGGCAGAAACGGCGCGUAAUGGCAAUGAUUACGAACAGAUAAAAGAUUUUGCAAAUCAAUAUCCUGCAACCUUCAGAAGCAUCUUGCCUCAAAUCAUAGAGAAAUCUUAUGCAAAUUCUUUAAGCAAUACAGAAAGAAUACUAUCAUUUAUUCGCCAUCUACCUAAUAUAGAAGAUGACAGUGUGGCUUUUCCCUCUCUGUUUGAGCAGAUGAAGAGAAAUAAUCACCUAGACAGCUAUCAGCUGCUGAUGCUGGCUUACAGAGUCAAGGAAUCCAUGGAGAUGCCUAAUUAUAAUAAUAUUGAUGAAAAAUAUACAGAUAUAUUCAGGAAUCUAAAAUAUAGUUUUCCAAGUGCCGUGAGAAAUCUAAUUUGGGAUGGACAUAGAUGCGAGAUAAAGAAUUAUAGCUGGAAUCAGUAUCUUUACGCCGCAAGUGAAUACUUUGCGUUCAACUCGGACAGGCGCAGGAUAUUCACUUGGAGACCUGGAACUGCAGUCAUUCAAGGGGACUGGAAUUUUGAGCCUCACGAUAAUGCCAGAUUGUUCAAGAUAAAAAAUGAUCACUACGAUGAGUAUUUGUAUGUCGCGAAUGCAGAUCACGAUUACGACCAUCUGUGCAGAAGAGUGUUCACGUGGAGGCCAAAGAAUAUAGUAAACACUGGAUAUUGGAGGCUCGAGCCAACAGACAAUGGCCAAUAUUUUAGGCUAGUAAACGAUCACUAUGACGAUCCUUUGUAUGUUCCUGGAAACGCCUAUGACUCAGAGAGGUUCAAAGUGUUUGCCUGGAAAGUUGAUGUACUUUGGGAGACAGUAGUGCAUCAAAGUAAAUGGUCUAUAAUUUGUUAACUCAUUUUAUUUCUUCACAAAUUUGAAUUGUAAAACUUUCUAAAUUAGGAAUUUUUCAAUUGUACGAAAUGACAAAGAAUGAGAAUAGAUAAAUAGAUGUAUUUUUUCCCCAUGUAUAUACAUAUGUAUGUUUACGAUCUUAGAAAUUGUAAAAAAAAUGCCGAUAAAUAUUGGGAGACAGAAAUUUCGGAGGCAAUGAUUAUAUCUUGUUAAGUGUUAAGAAAAACAAAAUUUUAUAAAAAUGAACUAGAGAAAGUAAUAAGAAGAAUAACAAGAGAAUUAUGUGCAGGAGAAAAUCUAUUAGAAUUAAAUAAGAUUGAAGUUCGAACGAUCAUCAAAAGAAACUGAGAAGACACAUUUUCGCGCCAACAGAUGAAAAACAUGAAAAAUAUCCAAAGCAUCGCUUGAGAAGGAAAAUCUGCUGAUUUCUUCUCACUGGGAAAUCAACCUUUCCAUCACUGAUUACAUCAGUUGAGAAUCGAUAGAACGCCGAUGAGUUCAACUUUGUGCGAGCUUUCGAAAGCUCCCAGCACAAGAAUCUCACUUGAGCAGAAUCUGUAUGAUUUUCUAAAGAAGAACAAACUCUCGCCACCGUUGCUGAAAUGCUUUAAGACCGAUUCUGCAGCAGGUUUUAACUUAUUUUGUCUUUGGGAAAGUCAGACGCACAGGGCUGCUCAGAUAAAGUGCAUUUAUUGCCCAUCAUGAUUCACUCUUUGGCUGUUGACAUCCUUGAUUCUCAGCCUGGAAUGCUGAUAUUCCCAACACAGAUUGCGGACUUGCGAUCGCUUCUUCACAGUUGCUGAAAACUUCUCCAGUUGAUCAGAUCCCUGAGAUUGCCGUAAAGCUGUCCAACUUCCAGCCGAUGUCAUCUGUUGCCUGCGACUGUUUCUCUUCUCCCGAACGCUCAACUCCGAAUUUCGAUAAUGUUGAUAACUAAUUCUCAGCUUGCUUGCAUUUGAAAAUACAUAUAUGUUUCUGAAAAUUA